AUCUCUUUCUCUCUUUCUUUGCCAAGAUAUUCUUCCAAAUUCAUCAUCCUCCAAAGUCUCUUUUGCUCCAGUUGUACAACAAAUUCAUGCUUUUUAAGGCUCUAUUCUGUUCGUUUGCGUAAAAUUCAACUCGGUUUAAGUUGAAUUUGGAUUCUGUUUGUAUCGGUUGCUGAGCCUGUCGGAGAAUGAUAAGAGGAUUUUGCAUAUAAACUCGAUUUUCUCGUGUAUUUAACGUGGGUGGUUAUUGAAUAGUGACGACCAAAUGAUGGUUGAGGAUCUUGGAGUUGAAGCUAAGGAAGCAGCAGUUCGCGAGGUUGCAAAGCUUUUGCCGCUUCCUGAGCUUCUGCAGUCCAUCUCAUCUAUCAAGGCCGAUUACAUUUCACGUCAACAGGCUAAUGAUGCACAGCUUAGUACAAUGGUGGCAGAGCAGGUUGAGCAAGCACAGGCCGGAUUGGAAUCACUUAACUCAUCUCAAAAGACAAUAAACCGACUUCGUGAAAAUUUUGUCUCUAUUGAAAAGUUUUGUCAGGAAUGCCAAACAUUAAUUGAAAAUCAUGACCAGAUAAAGCUACUUAGCAAUGCAAGAAAUAAUCUAAACACAACCUUGAAGGAUAUUGAAGGUAUGAUGUCCAUCUCUGGUGAGGCAGCAGAAGCUCGGGAUUCUCUGAGUGAUGACAAAGAACUUGUAAAUACGUAUGAGAGGUUAACUGCCUUGGAUGGGAAGCGGAGGUUUGCAUUAGCAGCUGCAGGUUCUCACAAGGAAGAGGUUGGCAGAUUGAGAGAAUAUUUUGAAGAUGUGGAUCGAACCUGGGAGACCUUUGAGAAGACAUUAUGGGGCCAUAUUUCCAAUUUCUACAAACUUUCUAAAGAAAGCCCUCAAACUCUAGUUCGUGCUAUAAGGGUUGUUGAGAUGCAAGAAAUCCUUGAUCAACAGAUUGCAGAGGAAGCAGCUGAAGCUGAGGGGGAUGGUGUAAUGGAAUCAAUUGCAAAUCCACGGAAAACUGCCAAAAAAUCUGCCAGUAUAAAAAAUUUAACACAGCAAAAACUAAAGGUUCAGGGGAAAGGCUACAAGGAUAAGUGCUAUGAACAAAUACGGAAGACUGUAGAGGAACGGUUUAACAAACUUCUCACUGAGCUUGUCUUUGAGGACCUGAAAGCAGCUCUAGAGGAAGCACGAAAGAUUCAAGAGGAACUUGGAGAUGUCUAUGACUAUGUAGCCCCUUGCUUUCCUCCGAGAUACGAAAUAUUUCAGCUAAUGGUAAAUCUGUACACAGAAAGAUUUACUCAGAUGCUAAGGCUGCUCAGUGACAGGGCAAAUAAUUUAACAAACAUUGAGAUAUUAAAGGUGACCAGUUGGGUUGUUGAAUAUCAAGAUACCCUGAUUGGGUUAGGUGUUGACGAGACUCUGGCUCAAGUUUGUUCUGAAAGUGGUGCCAUGGAUCCUCUAAUGAACUCAUAUGUUGAAAGAAUGCAAGCUACAACAAGGAAAUGGUACAUGAAUAUAUUGGAGGCUGAUAAAACGCAGCCCCCAAAGAAAACAGAAGACGGAAAGCUAUAUACCCCAGCAGCUGUUGAUCUGUUCAGGAUACUUGGGGAACAAGUACAAAUUGUUCGAGAUAAUAGUACUGAUGUCAUGUUAUACAGAAUUGCCCUGGCAACCAUUCAGGUGAUGAUCGAUUUUCAAGCAGCUGAAAGGAAGGGACUUGAAGAACCUGCAUCUGAAAUUGGUCUUGAGCCUUUAUGUGCCAUGAUAAACAACAACUUGCGCUGCUAUGAUCUUGCAAUGGAGCUGAGUAAUAGCACCAUCGAAGCUCUUCCACAAAAUUUUGCUGAGCAGGUUAAUUUUGAAGACACCUGCAAGGGGUUUCUAGAUGUUGCUAAGGAAGCUGUGCAUCAAACUGUGUGUGUGAUUUUUGAAGAUCCCGGUGUUCAGGAGUUGUUAGUGAAGCUAUACCAGACAGAGUGGAGCGAGGGGCAAGUAACUGAGUACUUGGUUGCAACAUUUGGUGAUUAUUUUACUGAUGUUAAAAUGUACAUUGAAGAAAGAUCUUUUAGAAGAUUUGUUGAAGCCUGCCUUGAGGAAACAGUGGUCGUUUAUAUUGAUCAUCUUCUAACGCAGAAAAACUAUAUUAAAGAAGAAACAAUUGAAAGGAUGAGGCUAGAUGAAGAGGUUAUCAUGGAUUUUUUUAGGGAAUAUAUAAGCGUUUCUAAAGUUGAAAGCAGAUUGAGGAUUCUCAGCGACUUAAGGGAACUUGCUUCAGCAGAGAGUUUGGAUACCUUCACACUCAUCUAUACAAAUAUUCUUGAACACCAACCAGACUGCCCGGCUGAAGUUGUAGAGAAGCUUGUUGGUCUUCGAGAAGGCAUUCCUCGUAAGGAUGCCAAGGAGGUCAUACAAGAGUGCAGGGAGAUAUAUGAAAAUUCCCUUAUUGAUGGAAGACCUCCCAAGACUGGCUUUGUUUUCCCACGAGUGAAGUGCUUAAAUGCAUCAUCAAAAUCAAUCUGGCGUAAACUCACUUAAAUCGCUUAAAUGAAGCCAAUUACCAAAUGAAGACAUGGAUCAGGCGGGCAGACAAAAGCCAACCUUUGGAAUUGUAGAGAUCUAAAAAAGUAGCACUUAGACCGAAUUCGGUUCGUUGUAGAGUAACUUCAAUGCCCAGUAGUCAAUUCUGUUGGUUUGAUGUUUAGAAAUCUUUAGAUUACAGAGAUUUUCCACUGAGAAGCGUGUUACCAAUUGUUUGAAUGAAGUCAGUCAAUCCGCUGUGUUUGUUUUAUUCUUGUGGUCUUCUAGUGCUUUUGUUUUCCUAAUAACUGGGUGUGAUCUUGAUUCUUGGGUAUUACCUGAAAUUUGAGCAAUAACACUAUUCAUUCGUAUGGA
Neltuma alba is the source of this 2878-nucleotide messenger RNA. RefSeq names its product exocyst complex component SEC6. The transcript has 26 exons. NCBI's taxonomy places the organism in Eukaryota, Viridiplantae, Streptophyta, Magnoliopsida, Fabales, Fabaceae. The record is from RefSeq and is a predicted model, not a curated record. Bases 263 to 2521 code for a protein of 752 amino acids. Gene Ontology annotation, biological process: exocytosis; exocyst localization. Gene Ontology annotation, cellular component: exocyst. Gene Ontology annotation, molecular function: SNARE binding.